Molecule: messenger RNA, 4099 nt
Organism: Oncorhynchus kisutch (coho salmon)
Lineage: Eukaryota; Metazoa; Chordata; Actinopteri; Salmoniformes; Salmonidae
Product: cullin-5
Exons: 20
Coding region: 366-2600 (744 amino acids)
Biological process (GO): ubiquitin-dependent protein catabolic process
Cellular component (GO): cullin-RING ubiquitin ligase complex
Molecular function (GO): ubiquitin protein ligase binding
Source: RefSeq, a predicted model, not a curated record
AUUUGCUAAAGGUAACAGGCACCGCAAUUCAAUACUUUUGAUUACAUUUAAUCAGUCUUUGUUGCAUAGUCAAUGAUAUAUUACUGUACAUUGUUAAGCGCCCAUGCCUGAAGAUGGUCUUGCAAUAUAGAACAAAGGCUCCCUCCAGUUCGAGGACAAGUGGGACUUGAUGCGUCCCAUCGUCCUCAAGCUGCUCCGCCAAGAGUCAGUCACCAAACAGCAGUGGUUCGACCUCUUCUCAGAUGUCCAUGCAGUAUGCCUAUGGGAUGACAAGGGGCCGGCCAAGAUUCACCAGGCCCUGAAAGAGGACAUCCUAGACUUCAUCAAGCAAGCACAAGCAGUGGGAAAGGACAGUGUGGAGUGCGAUGGAGAUUGCGUCAUCUGUGGAUCUGUUGGGGCGGUAUGCGAAUUGGAGUGGGUCCAAAUGCUACGUGACGGUACUCACCUUCGCUUUCUUGGGCACAGGGACUAUGGUGGUCUGCUUGAAACAUCGGGUGUUGAGCCACCAGGAUGACACGGCGCUGCUGAAUGCCUACAUCGUUGAGUGGAGGAAGUUCUUCACUCAGUGUGACAUCCUGCCCAAACCCUUCUGCCAGCUGGAAAUUACGCUCAUGGGCAAACAGGGCUGCAACAAGAAGUCUAACGUAGAGGACAGCAUCGUACGGAAGCUCAUGCUGGACACGUGGAACGAGUCCAUCUUCUCCAACAUCAAAAAUAGGCUCCAGGACAGCGCCAUGAAGCUGGUGCAUGCCGAGCGCCUGGGGGAGGCCUUCGACUCUCAGCUGGUCAUUGGUGUCAGGGAGUCUUAUGUGAACCUGUGCUCAAACACGGAUGACAAGCUGCAGAUUUACAGAGAGAACUUUGAGAAGGCCUACAUGGACUCCACCGAGAGGUUCUACAGAACACAGGCCCCCUCCUACCUGCAGCAGAAUGGAGUUCAAAACUACAUGAAAUAUGCAGACGCCAAGUUGAGAGAGGAGGAGAAACGGGCGCUGCGCUACUUGGAGACGAGACGGGAAUGUAACUCUGUACAAGCACUGAUGGAGUGUUGCGUGAACGCCCUGGUGACGUCCUUUAAGGAGACCAUCUUGUCCGAGUGUCCAGGCAUGAUCAAGCAAAAUGAGACAGAGAAGCUCCACCUCAUGUUCUCUUUGAUGGACAAGGUGCCUAGUGGCAUCGAACCCAUGCUGAAUGACCUAGAGGACCACAUCAUGUCUGCUGGGCUGGCCGACAUGAUGGCCUCCGCCGAGACCAUCACCUCGGACUCUGAGAAGUACGUGGAGCAGCUCCUCACCCUGUUCAACAGCUUCAGUAAACUGGUGAAGGAUGCCUUUCAGGAUGACCCUCGCUUCCUCACAGCCAGGGACAAGGCUUACAAAGCAGUUGUGAACGACGCUACCAUUUUUAAAUUAGAACUCCCGCUGAAGCAGAAAGGGGUGGGUCUGAAGACCCAGCCGGAGUCAAAGUGUCCAGAACUGCUCGCCAACUACUGUGACAUGCUGCUGAGGAAAACCCCGCUCAGCAAGAAACUCACCUCCGAGGAGAUCGAGGCCAAGCUCAAGGAAGUGUUGCUGGUGUUGAAGUACGUGCAGAACAAAGACGUGUUCAUGCGCUACCACAAAGCCCAUCUGACGCGACGCCUCAUCCUGGACAUCUCCGCCGACAGCGAAAUCGAGGAGAACAUGGUGGAGUGGCUCAGGGAGGUAGGCAUGCCCGCGGACUACGUGAAUAAGCUGGCCCGGAUGUUCCAGGACAUCAAGGUGUCCGAUGAUCUCAACCAGAACUUCAAAGAGUGUCACAAACACAACAAGCUGGCCCUAUCAGCGGACUCUGUCAACAUCAAGAUCCUGAAUGCUGGGGCGUGGUCUCGAAGCUCAGAGAAGGUGUUUGUGUCACUGCCCACUGAGCUGGAGGAUCUCAUCCCCGAGGUGGAGGACUUCUACAAGAAGAACCACAGCGGCAGGAAACUGCACUGGCACCACCUCAUGUCCAAUGGCAUUAUCACCUUUAAGAACGAGGUGGGACAGUACGACCUGGAGGUGACCACCUUCCAGCUGGCAGUGCUUUUUGCCUGGAACCAGAGGCCCCGGGAGAGGAUCAGCUUUGAGAACCUCAAGCUGGCCACGGAGCUGCCUGACGCUGAGCUCCGACGCACCCUAUGGUCCCUGGUAGCGUUCCCCAAGCUAAAGCGGCAGGUGUUGUUCUACGACCCCGUGGUGGGCUCGCCCAAAGACUUUGCCGAGGGCACACUCUUCUACGUCAACCAGGAGUUCUCACUAAUAAAAAACUCCAAGGUCCAAAAGAGGGGGAAGAUCAACCUGAUUGGCCGGCUUCAGCUCACCACGGAGCGAAUGAGGGAGGAGGAGAACGAAGGAAUUGUCCAGCUCAGGAUAUUGAGAACACAGGAGGCCAUCAUCCAGAUCAUGAAGAUGAGGAAGAGGAUCACCAAUGCCCAGCUGCAGACGGAGCUGGUGGAGAUCCUCAAAAACAUGUUCCUACCCCAGAAGAAGAUGAUCAAGGAGCAGAUGGAGUGGCUCAUCGAGCACAAGUACAUCAAGCGCGACGAGACUGAUCUCAACACCUUCCUCUACAUGGCGUAGCGGCGUUGACAACGUUUAAUUGUGGUGACAACAUGUGACUUUAGGGGUUCUUCAUCAGGCCUGAUGGACAAUAGAAUAUUUUUAGGCCCGACCCUCUUUGGGAAAGAAAUAUCUUUGGUUCGUGAGGGUUCAAGCCUGAUGGACAAUAGAAUAUUUCCAGGCUGACCUCCCUUUAAUAAACAGAUGAUCUGUUGCAUGGGGAAGUGCAGACUUGAUUUAUGACAGCGUUACAGAAAUGUUUAAAAGGAGGAGUUUGUUUGGGGAAAUUAAAGGGUAAGAAAGAAAAUGAGUUUGAGCUUCCCAGCGGGAGUCGACACCCACUGAGUUUUCAGUCGUUUUUGGCUAGAAGGCGUUUCCUAGUCUGUAGACGGGACAUGGUUGGUGGUUGUGAAAGGUCUGUUGCAAUGCGUCGUCCUCCCUGUCAAACCACCCCGCAGACCAUGCCCCCUCUCCCACCCCAUCCAUGAACACCCCACCACAAUUGGAGUAACAUUGGUUGGUGUUGGGUAUCUCUAACGACAUGGCAAGAAAUAGGAAAAGCGUUAGAAGAAGCUCUGUUUCCCUCCAUAUCUAAAGUCCUAGUUUUGAGCCAGGCCAACACUAUUCACCGGACCUCUUCAACAGAACGAGUUGUGUCCCCUGGCAGCUGUCUGAGCCAAGCUGUCGGCCAUGUUUUUUGUGGCCACUGGUGGUGACAAACAAAGCACUAAAGACAAUUACUCUCUGCUGUCACACAUGUGACGCCGUUCUUGGACAUUCAGGGUUGGUUUCCCGGGCCCAGACUAAGACUAGUCCUGGGUUUAAAAAGUAUUUCUCAAUAGAUUAUCUCUAUUGAAAGUGCACUUUAGUCCAGAAUGAGGCUUAUCCUGUGUCGGGGAAAUAUUCUCAACAGUAUGUUAUAUUUCAGAAACUGUUCUCCCGAAAGAGACGGACUAUGGGCUAUUAGUUCCCAGUUCCAAAUCGAUCCCAAGCAUUCUACCCAUGGGAACUUGUCUUUCAAAUUCUGACAACAUCUGAUAAGUACACACGGUAGACUUGAUGGAGCUCUAUCAGAAAGCAAGUUGGAGUAAUCACCAUAUUGGUGGUCGCUCAUAUUCAAUCUCUUCAGAUCUACAGGAAGAGUUUAAGCAUAGCUGUUAGCGGUCGGUUUAGAAUUAGGCCAAUGUCACCUUUUCUGGAUCUUUACCCCUCAUCUCUGCAGGCUGCCUGAGCUAAGCCUCUGGGGGAAGAGGGGUUGUGUGUAUUAUAUGGUAAUAACUAGCUCUGGUCCAGAGCAUUUAAGUACGGCUCACUGAUGCUGAACUUGCAUGGCAUUAGCAAGUCGCACGUAAACACGCUGGACCAGAGCUAGGUAAUAGCCAGAAUCAUAUAUAAAGAUCUGUUUAUAUAUAACCGUAUCUUUAUACAUGGCUCUGAUGGUAACUACUACAAUACAGAGCUAAAGGAGUGUACAUAAAGAUGUUAAUAAUGAGAUGAUGAAAUAAACAGCACCUUAUUAU